GUUUGGUGACCCGACGUGACUCCCAGCACUACUCCACCCAGUGUUAACCUGAGCAGAGGUCUCGGGUCAGAAGAAGUGAAAUCACUGGGGCAUUGUAGAAAGGGACUCGUCUUCUUUUUUACUCACUCUCUUCAGGAUAUCGAGUCAUUAAACUUCCACCCAAUAAGUCACAGUGGUUCUGGCAUCCUCAAGGCUCAUCAGGCAAGCAAGUCCUCCAUCAGCCCAGGGAUAUCGACACACUGAGGUUGUGGACUCACAUGGGCAAGAUGGAUAGGCGAUAAAUAAGACAUCAACUUCAGAGGUACACGUUGAUUUCGUAAUGACAAGCUGCUGUGCAGAAGAUGUCCACGCUGUCUGUGACUGAUAUCCCAGAUGUUGGUCAUGAUGAGAGUAAGGUGUUUGACGGGGCCUCUGAGCUGCAGCUGGACUGCAUGGUUGAGGAAAGCAGUGGAAGCACCACAGUGAAGCAUGACGGCCUGCUGACGCUAACUGACCUCUCCCAGCCAGAUGACUUCCACGCUCCCCCUCAUAAUGGCCCUUCACUGACUGAGAUGAGCAGCCCUCUGCCGGUAGAGCCAAGUGACAUUAAGCUGGAUCCGGCUGCAGGUGACACACCUGCCAGCAUAGAUGGUCAGCCAGUGAAGAGAAAGAAGGGGCCUGCUCCAAAGAUGUUGGGCAAUGAGGUGUGCAGUGUGUGUGGCGACAAGGCCUCUGGUUUCCAUUACAAUGUGUUGAGCUGUGAGGGCUGCAAGGGCUUCUUUCGACGCAGCGUCAUUAAAAGUGCCCAGUACUCCUGCAAGAACAAUGGCCGCUGCGAAAUGGACAUGUACAUGCGCCGCAAGUGCCAGCAGUGCCGCCUGCGCAAGUGUCGGGAGGCGGGCAUGCUGGAGCAGUGUGUGCUCUCCGAGGAACAAAUCAGACUAAAGAAGAUGAAGAAGCAGCAGGACGAGGAAACGGCCCGCACGUCCACAGUGGUCACCCCCACACCUCCCCAGGAAGUGGCCACACUGGACCCGCAGCAGCAGGAGAUGAUUGAGAAGCUGGUGGCCAUGCAGAAGCAAUGCAACAAGAGAUCUUUCCUUGACCGACCAAAAGUGACACCGUGGCCACAGAGUCAGGACUUGCAGAACCGAGAAGUGCGUCAGCAGCGGUUCGCCCACUUCACUGAGCUAGCGAUCAUGUCAGUCCAGGAGAUCGUGGAUUUUGCUAAGCAGCUUCCUGGUUUCCUGGAGCUCACAAGGGAGGACCAGAUUGCUCUACUGAAGACGUCAACCAUUGAGAUCAUGCUGCUUGAGACAUCUCGACGGUACAACCCUGCCAUUGAUAGCAUUACAUUUCUGAAGGAUUUCAGCUAUAAUAAGGAGGAUUUCGCCAAAGCAGGGCUUCAGUUUGAGUUCAUCAACCCCAUCUUUGAGUUUUCAAAAGGAAUGAAUGACCUGCAUCUGGACGAGGCCGAAUAUGCUCUGCUCAUUGCCAUCAACAUAUUCUCUGCAGAUCGGCCAAAUGUGCAGGAUCACGAUUUGGUGGAGAGGCUGCAGCAACCCUAUGUGGACGCACUGCGCUCAUACAUCAUGAUAAAGAGACCAAAUGAUCACUUGAUGUUCCCCCGUAUGCUGAUGAAGCUGGUUAGCCUUCGUACACUAAGUAGCGUCCACUCGGAGCAGGUCUUUGCCCUUCGCCUCCAGGACAAGAAGCUUCCCCCACUGCUCUCUGAAAUCUGGGACGUCAAUGAGUGACUGCAGGCCUGAUGUCACACUCCAUGGCUUUGUGAAGUCUGAGACAGACAUGGCAUCCAGGAAGGACUACUGACUCCUUUCUGCCUAACCGGUCAGGGAUUGGUUAAAGCAUUGAGAUAUCAUUUUCUUGUGGGAGGAGAGCAUCGUUGCCCCUUUGCUCUCAAACAGACUGCUAACGGUUUGUGUUCAUAAGGAGAAACAUGAACACCUAGUUUUCUUUGAGCCUUUUGUUGUUCUUCCUUUUGUGUAGAUGCUGACAUGAUUGUGGCGAUUAUUAAAUACCAGCAUCAGGCUCUUUAGCCAGUUAUCUCUGAUUUAAUAUUUGUUGAAAGUUAUGUCAAUCUCUAGUGCAGUUACUAUACUCACCCUCUAACAAUUAUCAGAAAGUUCUGAGCAGGUCUUAGCUGUGGCUGUCUCACAGCUGAAAAUUCAGUUGAAAUAGUGAUUUUUUUUUUUUGCAGUCGUGCAAUAGGUGGAAAUGGAUACAGAGUUGGGCAUGAGCAGAUCCAUAUAUGCUAUUCACUUUUUUUGAUGUUAAAGUGAAAUGAUAGGCCAUCUGGAUGGUAUUGUGCAUUGUGAUAUGGCAACAAAUAGUUUGUGUUCCUUUUGAAGUAAGUUCAGAAAUCAAAAGUUUGGUGUAGUUGCUCAGGUAAAGUAAUGUGAAGCAGCCCUCUGGGAAAUGGAGGCUUCUUUAAUUUCUAUUAGAUUACUUAAGUUUUCUGCCAAGUGCAUAAGGGACCCUUUUGGUCAUUUAUAGAUGCCCAUAAACUUUCAUGUAAAUUGUAUAUUUAUUUUUCACAGGAAAAAUGUAUAGACUUCACACAUAAGAAGUAUCCACAGGAUUGUACAAUCACAUACUAACGCACAAGAAAGUAAAACUCUGCAGGUGACCGGCGGAGUGUGCCCUCAUUUACAGGAAAUGGUGAUGUGACUAAUUUUUUUUUUUUUUUUUUUUUUUUUACACAGAGCACUGGUACCUUGAAAUAGGUGGUCCUAAAGUGUCUUCAGAUUCUAUUUAAAGAUGAACUGUUAAAAAGGAAGUCAGUCUAACAUCUCUGUGACCCUCCUUUCGGAAGAAUAAAAACCCAUACUCACAAAGCUGUGUUCAUAAAUCAGAAUAGAAAGAAUCAUCUUUAUUAACACCUUAUUCGUCAUUAUGUGUAUGUGAGAUGUACUUUUAUUCAUUUCAUUACAAAACAGUACAAUUAUUUUCAUAUUUUGAUUUGUGUGUUUUUUAUCACUAGCAUUUAAUGGUGUGAGAAAUGUAUAAGCAACAUACAUAUAGUUUGAACAGGAUACAGAGAAUUCCACAGCCUUUUAUUUUUGAUAAUAAUACUGUAUAAAUGAUACUGAGGACAAAAUGUAUAACUGAAUAUACAGUGGGAAACUAACUUGAUCUAAAGAUCGCUCAUUGUCUCAGUAUCUUCCUUGACUGUGUACUCGCAACUCAAACAGCUUUAACUGGUUAGAUUUUGGAAAACCUUGCUAGAAAAUGUACCAAAAUCUAUAUUAACAGGGAGCAGAGAACAACAGGAAAUGAGUAGAAACAUUAAAAUGUUAAGUUAUAAUAAAUGUUAUAACUACAGAGAUCUAGAUGUUUAUAUUCAUGCUGUGUUUUUCAUGCAUUCUCCUGUGCAGUGUAAACUUGAAAUGCUGCAUAAUGGUUGAUAAAGGAAUGUCAAUGUAAAUCCACAAUUGUGAAGUUCAUUCUCGCUUCGUACUCGCGUUGCGUGACGAGGGCUGGAAAACUGGACAAAACGAUGCCAUUGCAGCCCGUUUUUACAUAACCCAGUCAUAAACAGUCAUUGGCUGCCUGCGUAGCCAUUUCCUCGUGUCACCGUUAGAUUUGCCUGACCAUAGAUUCAAAAUGUUGCUUGCUCUGUCCUAACACAAAGGUUCUCAACCGUUUCAACAUUUACGAGGUACCAGUUAAAAUCAGACACCAUUGUUAAGCUUUUUACCAUUUUCAGCUACAGUUUCUUAGGGCCUUUGAUUUAAUAAAGGUGCAUUUAACAGCUAACGUGUUACAGCUAAAAUGGGACAUUGAUUCUUCAAAUAAGCACAGAAAUACAAAUACACAGGAUUCUCAGUGACACUGGCGCAAGUGGUGUCCUUACAGGUGAAACAGGCAGGCCGAAUUUUGAUUUGAUCUGAAGCACUUGGUGAUGGAUCUAAUGUGUUUUAAGAAUUGAACUGCAUAUGAAUUUUAGACUUUGA
This is a messenger RNA of Xiphias gladius (swordfish), 3953 nucleotides long. It is a transcript of the gene nr1h3, whose product is annotated as nuclear receptor subfamily 1, group H, member 3. The transcript has 11 exons. Bases 342 to 1736 code for a protein of 464 amino acids. Gene Ontology annotation, molecular function: nuclear receptor activity; RNA polymerase II cis-regulatory region sequence-specific DNA binding; zinc ion binding. Gene Ontology annotation, biological process: negative regulation of transcription by RNA polymerase II; lipid metabolic process; positive regulation of transcription by RNA polymerase II. The record is from RefSeq and is a predicted model, not a curated record. Lineage: Eukaryota; Metazoa; Chordata; Actinopteri; Istiophoriformes; Xiphiidae.